AUAGGUUUUAGAAUUCUACCGAGCGAUUCGAGGGGCACGCACCUCAAUAAAAGAGAGAGAGAGCGGAUGGAGCCCAAAUACUUUCUUCAUGAACAUCCACUGCACUUCUUUGAAGAGUGGAGCAAUAAUGUCCACGGUGAGACUAGAGGCGUGAACUGCUCAUCAGGAUGUGGGCAGCCAAUCUCAACUCAGUUCUAUGCAUGCAUCGACUGUAAGUUUUUCCUUCAUAAAUCAUGUUCUGAGCUACCAUUGAGCAUCACUCACCCCUUCCAUGAUAAGCAUCCUCUCACUCUUUUAGCCAGAGCACCAUACUGGUCUUCUUGUUGUUUUUGUGAUGGCAGCCUCAAAGGAUUUGUUUACCACUGUUCAUCUUGUAAAUUUGACCUUGACAUCAAGUGUGCCUUGCUCCCAGAAUUCCUUAAUGGAGAUUUUCCAAAAGUUGAUCAUCACAUUCAUGUUGAACACCCACUCUCCUUCAUCGAAAAUCUUAGCCACCGUGGAGUUGAACUAGCUUCUUCCCGCUAUUGCAGUGUUUGCUUAGAAAAGUUAUCAGAUGCUUCCUUUUACACUUGUCUUGUUUGUAAGCUUUUCCUUCAUAAAUCAUGUUCUGAGACUGAGCCACCAUUGAACAUCAAUCACCCCUUCCAUGAGAAGCACACUCUUACUCUUACUCUUCUUAAACGGGAUACGGUAGUACAUUGUCAAAUUUGUCGUAAUUAUCGUUAUCCUGCAGGAUUGUUUUACCAUUGUUCUUCUUGUCAUUUCCACCUUGACAUCAAAUGUGCUUUUCUCCCACAAUUCCUCACUGGAAAUUUCCCAAAACAGUAUGGGAGUUACAAAUGUUUGCAUUCGGACUGUAAUUAUAUUCUUCAUGGGAGCUGCGUAAAAAAGAAUAAAGGUCGUCUUUAUAUCGAAGUUGAGUCAGAAAAUGAGGAAAGUAAUAAUGAGGCUUCUUCUUCUUCAAGUUGUGCUGUGGCGCUACGAGACAAGAUAGAUCAUUUCAGCCACAAGCAUGAAUUAGUGCUUGAUAAGGAGGAGAUUAUUAUGAAUGGUGAUAAAAAAUGUUGCGAUGGGUGUGUAUUACCGAUCUUGGAGGCCGCUUAUAGUUGUCCACAACCAGAGUGUAAUUUCUCCCUUCACAAGGCCUGUGCCCAAAUUGGAGAGCACAAACCACAUUGGGCUUCCCAAGAUCCUCUUCAAGUCAGAAUGAAAUGUAGUGAGAUCGAUUUCAUCACUAAGCAUGAAGCACAUGCUCAGCACGUCCUCUUCUGUGAUGAAGAUCACAAGGGACCAUGUAGUGGCUGCGGUAAGGAAAUGGGUCGUUAUGGUGGUUACAGAUGCACGCUGGCAGAGGAAGAGGAGAAUUGCAAAUUUUUUGCCUUGGACUACAGAUGCAUGACACGGCCCCUUACAGCUGAACAUAGGUUCCACCAUCACCCUCUAAAACUCACUUAUGAAGAUCCUUACAAGGAUGAUGGUGGUGAUCCAUUUCAACACAUGUGUGAAAUCUGUGAAGAUAGAAGAGAUCCAAAGCUCUGGUUUUAUCGGUGUGAUGAGUGCGAUUUUGAUGCUCAUCCCGAUUGCGUUCUUGGAGAUUACCCAUUCAUCAAGCGCGGGAUCAUUUUUUCUUAUUAUUUUAAUAAAUGUCGUUCUCAUCGAGAACCUCUCAGGAAUUUCCAGAGUGAGAAAUAUCCCUAUUCGAAAUGUGAUAUGUGUGGCCAUCCUUGCAAAGAUCAGCUGGCUCUUAAAUGUCCCCACUCUGAAUGCAACUUUGCUCUUCAUUUUGAACGUUUUGAUGAUACAUGCUUCCGCUGUUGUGCGUUCCUCUGCUAUGAAAAAAUUGCCAGAACCAUCCCCGUGAUUGCUCGAUCAGUUGCUGCUUCCGCGAAUGAUUUCUUGCUUAGGUUUGUGCCCAUCAUUUGCUUUCUAAAAAUAACAGAUUCGGCCACGGGCAAUGAAGAUUUUGCCUUUGAUUCCAUGCUCUCUGUCUCAAAUUUAAGGCUCAUACCAGACCAAAACGAUGGAGAAGAGGAAAUUCACACAAAGGGAUGCCUUUACUAUUCUUCUGCUAUAAAAUCCAAAUCGAAGAAUCCCACUGAUGUUGGCAAUCUCAUGCGUUUCAGAGGAGCGGGUUCUGAAGUGAGCAUCCAUCUCCAUUGGGAUCAUUGAUGUCCAAGCCGAGGGUGUUCUCAUUCACAGGAAUGAAGGUGGCGCCUUUCUCAUGCACACCAACUGUUCCACAUGUGGCCCGUUGAGUUAGGUAUGAGGAGUUAGGACUGUGUGCUACUCCCAUUAUAAAUUUUAUUUACCAGCUUUCAUAUGAAAAUCCGUGGUCAAAUUUACCAAGCAAAAAAUUGAGGGAAACCAAAGAAUACAUGAAGACCAUGGAAAAAGCACUGGGUGACAGUAGGCUCCCUAAACAGGUUUAAAGUUCUGCUAGAAUUUCUGCAAACGUUGUUUAGCCAAAUGAUAUGUUGGCACAGGGAGAGGCCAAGGUUUCACAUUGUGAAGAUUGACAAAACUACCAAUCAAAAGGUUCUUUUUUAAUAUGCUUCAUAUUUCUCUGAAGAAAUAGCCAGGGGAAUUCUUUGGGAGAAAGAAGAUCACAUAAAUUCACUUUCUGAGCUGAUCAUGUUGGCAUUUCUUCUCAAAUUUGAUGAAGAAGCUGUUGGGUUUUGAAGUUAAAUAAUUUGCAAGUUUUUGUGGAGGAUAAGUUUCUGUCAGCAGCCUAGGCAUGGUGAGCACAGUUGAUAUUCCUUGUGAGUGAGUAGGCAUGGCAUAUGAAGUAUGGCUGGGUGAAGGAUAUGGUAGUUUGUAAUAUUAGGCUUAUUUGGAAAAAUUAGACUAUUACAAAGGAGAUUUCAUCUUCACAAGGAUGAUUACUAUAGGAAGCAUUCCGGUUGCUCAGAGCAAUAGGGCACAAUUGCUUCCACUACUGCCUGCUAGGGUGGUAUAUUACCAUAACUAUGUUCUAUGGUCAAAUUUGCUAGAUUUUAAUUCAUACAUGAAGAGAAAUUGUCCUUGUCUCUGAUACUGUAACACUACUCAUGUUAAUUUUCUUUCUUUGCAGCCUAUUUAAGGAUCAUUCAGGUACAAUUCCUAUGCUUUACUAAAGUUUGCUCUGAUUU
Rubroshorea leprosula is the source of this 3128-nucleotide messenger RNA. The record is from the annotation of a GenBank genome assembly. NCBI's taxonomy places the organism in Eukaryota, Viridiplantae, Streptophyta, Magnoliopsida, Malvales, Dipterocarpaceae.